Manihot esculenta (cassava) is the source of this 2881-nucleotide messenger RNA. Its product is annotated as transcriptional corepressor LEUNIG_HOMOLOG. NCBI's taxonomy places the organism in Eukaryota, Viridiplantae, Streptophyta, Magnoliopsida, Malpighiales, Euphorbiaceae. The record is from RefSeq and is a predicted model, not a curated record. The coding region runs from base 268 to 2604 and encodes 778 amino acids. The transcript has 18 exons. Gene Ontology annotation, molecular function: protein binding; transcription corepressor activity.
GUUAAAGCAAAAAAAAAAAAGAGACUCCACGGCAGCACUAUAAUGAUCUUUCCUCGAAUGUCACUUCAUGCUCCCGAUUCUGUUCUGCUUUUUCUCUCCCACAGUUAAAGCUCGAGCUGUUCUACUUCAAUUACACUCAAGCACAAUCUUCAAUCGCUAUUUUUUUUUUCUUCAGCUCUUGCAAUUCAUGAUUCUUGGCCCUCGAGAGUCCAUACUGUUAAGAGCAGUGAUCAGUUGUAAUCCUUUAAUUCGUUGCAAAACAGAAAUAUGGGGCAGAAUAAUUGGGAAGCUGAUAAGAUGCUUGAUGUGUAUAUUCAUGAUUACCUGUUGAAGAGAAAAUUGCAUAAUUCUGCAAAAGCUUUUAUGACUGAAGGGAAGGUUGCCACAGAUCCAGUAGCCAUUGAUGCACCUGGAGGAUUUCUAUUUGAAUGGUGGUCUGUAUUUUGGGACAUAUUUAUUGCAAGGACAAAUGAGAAGCAUUCUGAAGCUGCUGCAGCUUAUAUAGAGGCACAGCAAAUCAAGGCAAGGGAGCAGCAAAUGCAAAUGCAACAGUUACAAUUAAUGCAACAUCGCAAUGCUCAGAUGCAACGCAGGGACCCUAAUCAUCCAGCUCUUGCUGGUUCUAUAAGUGCUAUUAACUCUGAAGGAAUGAUGGGGCAGCCAUCAGCCAGUGUCUUGGCUAUGAAAAUGUAUGAAGAGCGAAUAAAACAUCCACGUCCUAUGGACUCAGAGUCGUCACCAGCUCUAUUAGAUGCUAAUAGAGCAGCCCUCUUCAAAUCAGCAACCAGUCAUCAGACCCAGCUGGUACCUGGUAAUUCUGGGAACAUAUCUGCAGCUUUGCAACAGAUCCAGGCACAAACCCCAUUGACAACUGACAUCAAGAGUGAAGUUAACUUGGGCCCAACUCAAAAAAGUUUGCCUAUGGAACCCUCAUCAAUCUAUGGACAAGCAAUUUUACAAUCAAAGUCCGGACUCGGUGGUGCAGGGUUGAACCAAGGUGUAACUGGUCUUCCACUGAAGGGUUGGCCAUUAACUGGAAUUGACCAAUUACGGCCAGCUUUGGGUGUACAAAUGCAGAAACCUAAUCUGCAGACCCAAAAUCAGUUUCUUUUGGCUUCACAACAACAACAGGUCUUGGCACAGGCUCAAGCACCAAGCAGCCUUGGGAAUUCAAGUAACUUUGGAGACAUGGAUCCACGAAGGCUAAAUCAGUUGCCUAGGGGUAGCUUGAAUACAAAAGAUGGUCACUCCACAAGAAAUGAUGGAUCAAUAUGCUCUCCUGUGCAAUCAAGCUCGCCGAAGAUGAAGAUGGCCCAAAUGCAGCAUUCUUCAUCUCAACAGCCAGGCCAAUUGCAGCAGCAACAGGGUAACAGGAAAAGGAAGCAGCACUCUUCAUCUGGAGCUGCUAACAGCACUGGUACAGGGAAUACUGUGGGUCCUUCACCCAAUUCUCCUCCAUCAACUCAUACCCCUGGUGAUGGAAUAACAACAGCAAGCAGUUUGCAGCAUGUUAACAGUGUGUCGAAAGGCUUGAUGAUGUAUGGUCCAGAGGGGACGGGAGGUCUUGCAUCAUCUUCCAACAUGCUGGAAGACAUGGACUGCUUUGGAGAUAUUGCUAGUCUGGAUGAUAAUGUGGAACAGUUUCUUCCACAUGAUGGAGGAGAUGGAAGCAAUUUAUAUGGAACAUUAAAGCAAAGUUCCACCGAGCACCAAAAAGAAUCUACUAAAGGUUUUACUUUUGGUGAGGUUGGUUGCAUACGGACAAGGAAUAGCAAGGUCACUUGCUGUCAUUUUUCUUCAGACGGAAAGUUGCUAGCCAGUGCCGGGCAUGACAAGAAGGUUGUCCUGUGGAACAUGGAUACCCUACAAACGGAGAACACCCCUGAAGAGCACAAACUAGUUAUUACAGAUGUUCGUUUUAGGCCAAAUUCAUCUCAGUUGGCCACAGCAUCAGUUGAUAAAUCUGUGUGGCUAUGGGAUGCAGCCAAUCCAAGCUAUUCCCUGCAUGCACACACAGGGCCCACGCCUGUCAUGUCCCUCGACUUCCACCCUAAGAAAACUGAUCUUUUCUGUUUUAGUGACAAUGACAAUGAAAUCCGCUACUUUAAUAUUAAUCCAUUUGCAUGCACUCGUGUUUCUAAGGGAGGCACAGCUCAAGUGAGAUUUCAACCAAGAAUUGGACAUCUACUGGCAGCAGCAUCAGAUAAAGUAGUUUCCAUCUUUGACGUUGAAACUGAUAGACAAACAUUUACAUUCCAGCAGGGACAUUCUGAAAUGGUAAACUACAUAUGCUGGGAUGCAAAUGGAGAUAUUCUGGCAUCUGUUAGUCAGAACUUGGUGAAGAUUUGGUCUUUGGCGUCAGGGGAGUGCAUUCAGGAGUUUGGUUCCAGUGGAAACCAGUAUCAUUCAUGUGUUUUCCAUCCAAGCUAUUCAACUCUCCUGGUGAUUGGAGGAAUUUCGUCAUUGGAGCUAUGGAACAUGGCAGAGAAUAAGAGUAUGACAAUUUCAGCCCAUGACAACAUUAUCUCGGCCUUGGCACAGUCACCUGUGAAUGGAAUGGUAGCUUCCGCAAGUCAUGACACAUCUGUUAAGCUGUGGAAAUAAUUCCAGAUGUUAGUUUUGCAGAAGUCAGUUGGGUUUCAUGCAAUGGCAUGGUUGCUCGCUUGUUAGAUCACUUAUGCAAUUUUUUUUUUUUUUACAAUAUUUAUCCCACAUGUGUAAUUUGUAUCACUUCUUUUUCUUCUUUUAAAAAAAAUUGUGAUUCUAUUUGGGUCAAGAUUAUGAAAAUCUAGAAGCAAAAGGAGCAGUUUGAUUGGCGGAAGACCGAGUGGUAGAUUGCUAAUUGGCUCUACAUCACAUGUACCCAAUUGUGAUCUUGUUA